AUGCUACCGAAAUUUCCAAAUUUGCCUAAUGAUAGAAUUCAAAGUACUUCGCCUUUUAAAAGCAUUGGAAUAGACCAUUUAGGUCCUUCUUUUUAUAGAGAAAUUGAUAAUACAGAGAAAAAAUUCUGGAUUACUUUAAUCACUUGUCUUUGUACACGAGCUGUUUAUUUGGAGCCAGUUAAAAAUUUAAAAGCCGAUACUUGUUUAAAUGUUUUGAAAAGAUUAGCCGCUCGAAGAGGAUGUCCAGAAAGAAUUUUGUCUGAUAAUUCUAAAACGUUUAUAGCCUGUGCAAAAAAUUGUAAAGUGCAUUUAAAAAUAAUAGGAAAAGAAUUAGAAUGGAAAUUUAUUAAAGAAUUAAGCCCAUGGCAAGGAGGAGUAUAUGAAAGAAUUGUGGCGUUAGUCAAAGAUGCUUUUCGUAAAACUUUAGGAAAAAGAACCUUACAAUGGGAAGAAAUGUUAACGUUCACUACAGAAGUUGAAGGAAUCUUAAAUAUGAGACCUUUAACAACUAUAGAUGAAAAUCCUGACGUACCGGGAUUAAUUCCCUUGCGACCUGUAGAUUUUUUAUGUCCACAACGGAAUCUAUGUUUAGAAUUAGAAAUUCCUAAAACAGAUGACUCAAUAAUGAAUUUUGUAAUCAAAUAUAAAGAUUCAUUUGUAUUUACAGAAUUUCUCUUAAAUGAAUUAUGGAAACGUUGGAAAAAAGAAUACUUAAUCUGGUUGAGAGAUAGAAGUCAAUGGGCAAUGAAAGGUCCUCGUUCUCAGACAAAAAGAGAACCUAAUGUUGGUGAAAUAGUGAUUUUGGAGGAAGAAUUUGUCCCCAGAAAUUUAUGGAAAAUUGCAAAAAUUGUAGAAUUAUUAGACACAAAAGAUGGACGUUGUAAAUUGAAGAAAAUUUAAAUGAAAAAAUUGAAGAAAAAUCAAAGGAAAUUAAAACAGUGAAUCAGAUAA
Meloidogyne enterolobii is the source of this 951-nucleotide messenger RNA. The record is from the annotation of a GenBank genome assembly. Lineage: Eukaryota; Metazoa; Nematoda; Chromadorea; Rhabditida; Meloidogynidae.